GUGAUGGGUGUGGUCUAUCGGGGGCGUGGCUUCACGAGGAGCGUGUCGUCUACAGAGCAGUGCGUCACGUGACCCACCGCCCCAGCGCGGGGGCCAAGAUGGCGCUGAACAGGUUUCACUCGCUGGAGGGUCGUGUCGUCAUCCCUAAGGAAGAGAGUGUUCUCAAACAGUGUAAAGAUGUGGAGCUCUCCUUCAGCGACGUGACAGGCAAUCCUGAAGCCUUCAAAGGCACCAAAAAAGGGACACUGUAUCUCACCCCUUACAGAAUGAUCUUUGUGUCGAAGGGCAAGGAUCCUAUGCAGUCUUUCAUGAUGCCAUUUUAUUUGGUGAAAGGAUGCUCAAUCGAGCAGCCUGUUUUCUCUGCCAAUUACAUCAAAGGACAGAUUCAAGCCGAGGCAGGAGGUGGCUGGGAAGGGCAGGGGACCUUUAAACUGACUUUCAACAGUGGAGGAGCCAUUGAGUUUGGACAGCUGAUGUUCAAAGUUGCCUCUAAUGCUUCCAGCAGCGUUCCUCUCCAGAACCCUGGCUAUGGCUAUACACCUGUUCCCGGAGGGUAUGCGCCUGCUCCUGGGGGUUAUUCCCCUACGCCAGGGGGCUAUGCUGCUCCUCCACCACCAAACGGACCAUAUCCUUAUGCACCACCUCCAAUGAAUGCCUAUGGACCAGCUCCACAGCCGAUGGGAUAUCCAUACGCCCAGACUCCAGGUAUUUACCCAACACUUCCAAACAUGAACCCCGUGUAUGUGCCACCUCCUCCUCCGUACUCCGGGCCCUCUCCUGCAGGACCCUCGGCUCCCUCAGCCUGGGUGGGCCUGGGGAUGCCAGGGCACAGUGGGACCAUGGAAGCUGCUUCUAGCGCGUAUUACAACCCUGCCAACCCACACAAUGCGUACAUGCCCAUGGAUCAGCCACCUCCUUAUGCACCGCCCGAGGAUAAGAAGAACAACUAACAGAAGGAAACUGUGACCAGCCUCCCUCUUUCUUCCUAAAGACAACUUGGCUGUUCUUACCCCUUGGGUUAGCGUGUCUCUAGGUCUCUCUGUGUCUAUACAGUAUAUGUAGUGCUGGGCAGCCGAGCACCUGCCCUCCUUAAACUUUAAGUCUGUGGCAAUACAAGGCGGAACGACAGCACUUUCCUGCUUAUUUGCUUUAUCUCAUGGAUUCGAAGCACUAACCUUUUGCUCUGCCGUUGGCUUGAGGAGAGAGAUGGACUUCUUCAUAAACCACCAGUAGACCACAUCACUAAACUAGGACUAAAAUAUGAAGGCUCUGGGAUCUUGGAGUAGAACUACUUGGAAUGCCAAACUUUUGACUUCCUCUGAAGCACAGUCUGAGGGGAAUAUAGAGAGCCAUGAGGUUCCUUGCGUAGACCCUUGGUUGCCCCAGAAAAGUGUUAAAUUUCCUUAAAUUCUGGCACAGCUCAGCGUGAGAUGGGACUCUGGAAAUCCUGUAUCGUGCUGGAAGCAUGUAUUUCAUGCCCUGGACUAAAAGUCAUGGUGUGACAAACAUGGGAAAUGCAUCCUAAGAGACACUGAAGCAUUUGGCUGUGCAGGAGGGAAGGGGGUGGGCAGAGGUCGAAUGGAAAAGGAAACAAAGAUGUGCUACAGGGCAGUGAGCUGAUACUGGCAGGUGUGCAAAUCAGUCUUCCUUUCCCUCUCCUAGAAGCAGAUCCUAUCUGUGCAGUGAUCCUGUGUCAAGCAGAUGUUCUUCAAGCGUAAUGGAGUCCAGCGCUGCACAGGAGGCUGCUUGCCUUGGAGCAAAAUGUGCUACGUGAGGAAGAUGACCUGGCAGUAGCCUUGUCAGGAAACAGUCCCACAGCCCUGGCUCCCUCUGUUGAGCCAGCAUGUGCUGCGUGCUAGCUCCACAGGGGAAAACUGGCCUGGAUCUCUUCCUUGGGCCACAACAGCCAGCGUGUGUGCACCCACAUCUGAGCAGCAUGGGAGGGCAGGCACUGUAAUAGCGGUGUAGGGUUGCUUAGGGGUGCAGCGCACUUGCAGCUGGGAACUCUUGUUUGGUGUGGAUGUUGCUAACACUCGGCUCUCUCGCAGAGCCUGGCUGCUCAGCCACAACCUUUCCUCCUUCCUUAGGACGUAGUGCCAUUGACUUGCUCUGAAGAGUCUCUAGUCUGGUGGAGACCCUUGUGAUCUUUUACCUCUGAGGUGGUUAUACUUCUUCCUACAACCUUCCUACCUUCACACUGAAGGGAAGGAGUGUUUUCCUCCUUGCUUCCCUGUGUGCCAGGGCUCUCCUCUAAGUCAGGCCUGCACAACUUGCAGUGUGAGUUCCUAAAGCAGCCCUGCAUGGGGGGAAGUAAAUUUCCUUAUCUAUAAACACAUUUUAAGUCCAAGUUAGAGAUACUCUAAUAA
Molecule: messenger RNA, 2366 nt
Organism: Cuculus canorus (common cuckoo)
Lineage: Eukaryota; Metazoa; Chordata; Aves; Cuculiformes; Cuculidae
Gene: WBP2NL
Product: WBP2 N-terminal like
Exons: 8
Coding region: 99-950 (283 amino acids)
Biological process (GO): positive regulation of DNA-templated transcription
Cellular component (GO): nucleus
Molecular function (GO): chromatin DNA binding; transcription coactivator activity
Source: RefSeq, a predicted model, not a curated record